AUGGCCUGGCCAGGUUUCUUAUCUUUUUUAUUUUCGCUUCUAAACUCAUUGUUGUUCCAAAAUGAUCCAUUCUUGGGACAAACUGGCGAGCCACUCACUGUAAUAAGAACAACACCAGCGCCCAACCUCACGCAAGGAGUACUUGUUGAUUGGUCUCGACCACCUGGUACUAUUCUAACAGACUGCAUUGCUAUACGUUCUCAAAUUAUAGUUAAUUUAACAGAUGAGAAAAACAAUAUAAACGAGUCCACAACCGUUAAUGCUAUACCACAAGACUUGAUCUUUCUAAAUUCCUCUUACAAUGGAAGGUAUACUUUAGACUCAGUGAAACUUACAUUUACCCUCAAUAAUUCAGCUACCGAAAAUGAGGUUGCCACAGAUACAACCGUGUUCAGUGUCCCCGUUGGUGCGUAUUUCACAUGUGACGAUGAAAUACAUAAGGAAUUAUCAGGGGAAAAUGGACAAGAUGUGAAAGUUGAUAUUUAUUUUAAUAAUUCGAGUAUGGAAGCAUUCAAACUUCACAACAGAGCAGAAUUCGAAAGCCAUGCCGUAGACUGUCCAGGUAGCAAACCAUGGCGGUAUAAAGUUGUAUUGGUUGUAUGCACUACAUUGCUUGCCACAUGUAUUUUUGUAUUUGUAACAUAUCUAAUCAUUCGCCGUGGAAAACAAACAACUUAUGAACCAAUGAAAUAG
Molecule: messenger RNA, 693 nt
Organism: Trichobilharzia regenti
Lineage: Eukaryota; Metazoa; Platyhelminthes; Trematoda; Strigeidida; Schistosomatidae
Source: the annotation of a GenBank genome assembly